This is a messenger RNA of Laccaria bicolor S238N-H82, 1070 nucleotides long. RefSeq lists its product as uncharacterized. Lineage: Eukaryota; Fungi; Basidiomycota; Agaricomycetes; Agaricales; Hydnangiaceae. Gene Ontology annotation, biological process: protein import into mitochondrial matrix. The coding region runs from base 8 to 1033 and encodes 341 amino acids. Gene Ontology annotation, cellular component: mitochondrial outer membrane translocase complex; mitochondrial outer membrane. The transcript is spliced from 5 exons. Gene Ontology annotation, molecular function: transmembrane protein transporter activity. The record is from RefSeq and is a predicted model, not a curated record.
AUUCACCAUGGCAGACGACCUCUUCAACCCACAUCCUUCAUCUCCUUCCGUAGCACCCUCCUACUUCAACCCUAUAUCCCCUUUUUUUAAUGCUUAUGAUCGCUUUGCCCAAUGGAGAGCAGACCUUGGUCUACCUCAUCCUGGGACGGUCGAAAAUCUCCAGAAGGAGGCCAAGGCCACCCAUCUCUCCAACUUCAUCUUUGACGGAGCCCGCGCAGACUUGACAAAGAGCCUGUCAAUGAACCCGCUUUUCCAAGUCACACACGCUUUCGCUCUUGGUUCUCAAACCCUCCCGUCAUCGUAUAAUUUUGGAGCUAUCUUUGCCAAUCAAAGGGUUUUCCUCCAAGGUGGCGUUGAUCACGAAGGAAACGUAAACGCCCGGUUUAACCAUGGAUGGACACAAAACAACGUUACGAAGGCGCAGGCGCAGUUUUCGCAACAAGCUGGCCACAAUAUGAUUCAACUGGAACAUGACUAUCAAGGCCAGGACUUUAGUCUAAAUGCUAAAGCAAUCAAUCCUUGGCCAGCCGACCUCACUGGCAUCUACAUGGGUAGCUAUCUGCAAUCCCUCACUAAAAAUCUUGCUCUGGGUGUCGAAACCCUGUAUCAGCGACCAUCCCCCGAGGAAGCUGAACUCAGCACAUCGUAUCUCGCGAAAUAUACAAGCAACGAUAAAAGUUGGAUCGCGACUGCCCAAAUGCAGACGGCUGGGAUUAUGCAAGCAACUUACUGGCACAAAUUGAGUGAAAAGGUUGAGGUCGCUGCGGAUUUGCAGGUCAUUGCAGCUCCAGCUCGGCGAGACGCGAUUGCCACCUUGGGCGCGAAGUACGACUUACGCCUAGCCACAUUUCGAGCACAAUUAGACUCGACAGGGAAGGUAUCUGCCCUAUUAGAACAGCGCUUUACUCCCAACUUCGCGUUCUUGGUGUCAGGGGAGAUUGAUCACUUCAAGAAUGCGGCAAAGGUCGGUGUAGGUGUGAUGAUAGAAAGCUCUACCUUGACUCCUGAAGAGAUGGGGAUGGUACCUCCUUAAUUACGCAUAAUUUAUUAAAUUACAUACAACUUCGAGA